AUGAGGGCUUGUAGAUCGGCUAUUCUUUCGGGUUUGUUUCGCUGUAAAAUUUCAAUCGAGAGUGAAGAGAACAUACAGGGCAUGAAUGUUAUGUACACCCCGCCAGUGUUACACUCGCAAAUACAAGGAUAUUGCAUUUUUCGGUCUACAUUGUCACCCCGGCUGAGGCCCAUCGCAGAAUGUGUGCUAAAAAAGCUUUGCCCUACCAACCGACACUCAAAGAUCGAAAUCAUCUUUGGCACCGAAUGCAAUCUUCACUGCGGUUUAGACAGGUCGCAGUGCAUAGAUCUCGUACCUGUGCAGAAACCAUUCUUGGAUAUGGUAACAAUUGCCAACCCCAGAAACGAUUUGGCGUCACCUCAGCUAUAUAACUUAUCAGCUCGCUGA
Messenger RNA from Plasmopara halstedii, 387 nucleotides. RefSeq lists its product as uncharacterized. Lineage: Eukaryota; Oomycota; Peronosporomycetes; Peronosporales; Peronosporaceae. Bases 1 to 387 code for a protein of 128 amino acids. The record is from RefSeq and is a predicted model, not a curated record. The transcript has a single exon.